This is a messenger RNA of Lolium rigidum, 882 nucleotides long. RefSeq names its product ubiquitin-conjugating enzyme E2 2. The transcript is spliced from 6 exons. The record is from RefSeq and is a predicted model, not a curated record. Bases 203 to 661 code for a protein of 152 amino acids. NCBI's taxonomy places the organism in Eukaryota, Viridiplantae, Streptophyta, Magnoliopsida, Poales, Poaceae.
CGUCCACUCACCCUCCCCCGUCCGCCACCAAAUCCGUUCCCAUCCGCCCCAACGCUCCAACCCUUCUUUCGUCCCCUUUCAGUCGAACCAACGAAUCUCCCACUCCUCCGCUCGGCUCCACCGCACUAUGCUAUAGUCCCUGGAUUCCAGAGUGCCGUCGAUUCCUGCGGGAUCUGCCGAGGCCUGAUCGGAGAAAGCGAGGAUGUCGACUCCUGCAAGGAAGAGACUGAUGAGGGAUUUCAAACGACUGAUGCAGGAUCCCCCCGCUGGUAUAAGUGGGGCCCCUCAGGACAACAAUAUUAUGUCGUGGAAUGCUGUAAUUUUUGGCCCUGAUGAUACUCCCUGGGAUGGCGGUACGUUCAAGCUGACACUUCAGUUUACUGAAGAUUAUCCUAAUAAGCCACCUACAGUGCGAUUUGUUUCUCGGAUGUUUCAUCCUAACAUUUAUGCUGAUGGAAGCAUAUGCUUAGAUAUCCUCCAGAACCAGUGGAGCCCGAUAUAUGAUGUAGCAGCUAUACUUACAUCCAUUCAGUCAUUGCUUUGCGAUCCAAACCCAAAUUCACCUGCCAACUCUGAAGCUGCCCGCCUAUUCAGUGAGAACAAGCGGGAAUACAACCGAAAAGUUCGUGAGAUUGUGGAGCAAAGCUGGACUGCGGACUAAAAUCACUGCACCCAGCUGAUGGAACAUCAGCGUCUUGCGUACUGAACCGCUUGCAAUGUAAUUAAAAUGUUACAACAUGCUUGUUGUUUACUAUGUUUUUCCUUUGGAGUGCAGCAUUGUUUAGAUUCUUCAGCAAUGAAGAUUAUAUCCAGUCUACAUAUAACCAACUAUGCUGAGUUUUAAGGUUUGAAUCAGAUUGAGUUCAGUAUGGACUUGGUUUA